UCUCUCUCUCUCUCUCUCUCUCACUAUGUGUCUGUAGUGACUCUGCUGCUAUAUUUAACCUGCAGGCCGACUCUCUCUCUCUCUAUCUCUCUCUCUGCUUCACACAUAGUCGACAUAAAGGAGGCAGCUGAGAGACGACGAGCAGGAUGGAGGAGGAGGCUCCAUCCCGGCGCUCUGUGGCUGAACUUGCAGGAAGAUUCAAAGACUCGGCUCGUCCACACGACGCUGCUGGGAAUGAAGCGCAGGAGAAGCCGGUCAGACGACGACCUCCUCGCUCUUUACAGCUCACUAAAACCCACGGAGACGACCAGGAGCAGCCUACAGAUGUGACCUCACCUUCCAAAGUCAAGAGGAACUCUGCUCUGAUCGAGAAGCUCCAGGCCAACCUGGCUCUCUCUCCCACGGCCAUGCUGCCGUCUCCAAAGAGCCCCGGCUUCAGGCUGCUGCCUCUGGCCUUCACGCCGCCCUCCCCGGGCUCCGCCCCGGCUUCCACGAUAGCCACCUCGUCCACGGCGUUGCCCGCCAGCCCCACCACCACCACCGCCACCACCGCCACCUCUCCGUUGACUGAGGAGGAGGGCCCCACCUCCUUCGAAGCCCCUCCCACCGUGGAGGAGGGAUCCAUCCUGUCGAAUGACAACAUCAAGGGCAGAGCUCGCCACUCCAUCCGGCGACGCCCUCCGUCCCGCCGCCACAGGAACUCCAGCUGUGGAGACGAGGUCGGCGUCGCCGUCGAGGGGGAGGAUACGUCUCCGAGCUCCCCGACUGAACCAGAAGACAAAACAACAACAACAGGAGGAGCAGGAGGAGGAGGAGGAGGAGGAGGAGGAGGAGGAGGAGAGGUUUUCAUGGAGGAAGGUCAAACAGACGAGGUGAAGGAGGACAAACCUUCAACGUGUCCUGAGAAAAACGAAUCCCACGAGGAAGAUAAGUCAAAGAUCAGCGUCGAGCCCAGAGGUGAAGACGAGGAGAAGAAGGAGGGAUCCACGGGAGGAGAGGAGGGAGACGGAUCUUCAUCAGGAAGAAAGGAGGAAGAGGAGGAGGAGAAAAACUCUGGAGAACAACAGAAAGAAGAUUCGACUGAAAGAGCAACAAACACAGAGAGCAAAGAAGAAGAAAUGAGCGAGGAGACGACCAAUCAGAGUUCAGCCCGAUGAGCAACCGGACAUCCGGCUGAGUCGGAGCACUGCAGCCAUGAUGAGCCCCUGGGGGGCUGCGAGGGAGACCCUGCAGCAGCGAGGCCUGAAGGAUAAAGGCCCGUCUGAGAGUCUGUCACCGUGCAGACGAAUACUUAUGAAACUCUGUCACCGCGGUUCCUCUUUAUCUCUGGUGUGGUGAAGACGAAGCGAGGAAACCGACGAGUUUGUCUUGUAAAGAAUUUCCCUGAAGGUCCAGCUUUAAUUCAGUAUGAAGUGCAGCUUGACUGAAUUUGUUUUUACUAAUCCUCGACUCAAAGCCUUCCUACACUGCAACGCUCCUUUUUAUAUAAUGUGAUUUUGAUUGUUUUCAUUAUUGUGUUUUCUUGAUGCUCGGUGCCUCCGGAGCUGUGACUGAUACUGAUGAUGAUGAUGAUGUGAUUUAGUUGUUUGUACGUGUAUUUUGAGUUGUGCAACAAACUGUAAAGAGUCUAAAUAACAUAGACGCUUGUCUUGAGAUAAUUCUGUCACAGCUGGAAAACCUGAAGCCUUAUUCCAAACAUUCAUAAAAUACUACUUUUUAACAACCAACCAUUGUUUUUAUAACCAAACAAAGACUCAGCAUGUACAGAAACUCUCAGUUCUGUAGUAAAGUUUAAAAACUGGAGACGUCACAUUGUGCCUUUAUGUUUGACAAUGAAAUUAAAAGACAUAUUUUCGCUA
Messenger RNA from Sebastes umbrosus (honeycomb rockfish), 1859 nucleotides. RefSeq names its product duboraya (gene dub). The record is from RefSeq and is a predicted model, not a curated record. Bases 147 to 1157 code for a protein of 336 amino acids. Lineage: Eukaryota; Metazoa; Chordata; Actinopteri; Perciformes; Sebastidae. The transcript is spliced from 7 exons.